UGUGUGAUUUUCCGUGGGUCUUCUGUCACCUGCCUUUUUAAUCACUAGCCUCAGCCGUUAUGUGUUCCAGCCUCCUACGAAAAUGUUUAUGCGGUUUAUUUAGUGGCUUAUUUGAGUUAUACGCUUAUUGUUUUAAUUUGCGAACGUCUUUUAAAUUGAUCGGUGUGAAGUGUAUUUCAGGGGCAGCUGCGCAAGUCUCCAUCACAAAUAUUUUCUGAGUAUAGGGGCGUUUCGGCUGGAGCUAAGACGCGGUUUCUGGUUUACAUCGAUCCUUCAGGCUUGUUAUUGAUGGCUUCUGUGAAGGGUCCGCUGUAUUUAGACCAACAACUGCACGGAAAUAAAUCUGAACCUGGCAACCAAACAAAUUCAGUCAUGGCUUCUAGCCUACAGCCGCCCCAGCGGUUUCGGGGUAAUAAACACCGCCUAGGGAUCCGCGCCGCGUCCGAUACCGCCAGUCCUGAAUGCAUAGAGAGAGAGAAAAUUCCCAACAAAACUGAAGACUCUUCAGACGACCCGUCAAAGAAGAAGAGGCAGCGAAGGCAGAGGACGCAUUUCACCAGCCAACAGCUCCAAGAGCUAGAGGCCACUUUCCAGAGGAACAGGUAUCCAGACAUGUCUACAAGAGAAGAGAUUGCUGUCUGGACCAACCUCACAGAGGCCAGAGUCAGGGUAUGGUUCAAGAACCGCCGGGCAAAAUGGAGGAAAAGGGAAAGAAAUCAACAAACGGAACUUUGCAAAAAUGGAUUCGGUCCUCAGUUCAAUGGACUUAUGCAACCCUAUGAUGACAUGUAUUCCAGCUACACGUACAACAGCUGGGCUACCAAGGGAAUAACGUCAGCCUCGUUGUCAACCAAAAGCUUUCCGUUUUUCAACUCCAUGAAUGUCAAUCCGUUGUCAUCGCAGGCUAUGUUCUCGCCACAAAACUCUAUCUCUUCCAUGGGCAUCAACUCAAGUAUGGUACCCUCCGCGGUAACCGGCGUGCCGGGUUCAAGUCUCAGCAGCUUCAAUAACUUGAACAACCUAAGUAAUCCUUCUCUGAAUACUGGAGUUCCUGCGCCGACUUGUCCAUACGCAUCGCCGACGUCCCCUUACGUGUACAGGGACACGUGUAACUCCAGUCUGGCCAGCCUGAGACUGAAAGCAAAACAGCAUUCAAGCUUCGGAUACGUUCAAAAUCCUUCUUCCGAUCUGAGUGCUUGCCAAUACGCAGUGGACCGACCUGUGUGAAAUCCGGGAAUACUAUAAUCGUUUCUCAGGAAGCAGACGAUACAAGUGUUCUUAUAUAACGGAUGCACUAUAUUGGAUAAAUAACUGAAAAAGAGCUGAAAAUCAUGAUGGAAUUUCUAUCCAAGAAAAUUAUAUAUUUAACUGGACUGUCCGGAAUGGUAUUUAAUUUGUUGUAGUUUCAAAGAUUGAACACUCAGUGUAUAAAUUGAACAGUAAAACUAAUUUUAUAA
Messenger RNA from Brienomyrus brachyistius, 1457 nucleotides. RefSeq names its product pituitary homeobox 2-like. The transcript has 3 exons. Gene Ontology annotation, biological process: anatomical structure morphogenesis; regulation of transcription by RNA polymerase II. Gene Ontology annotation, cellular component: nucleus. The record is from RefSeq and is a predicted model, not a curated record. Gene Ontology annotation, molecular function: RNA polymerase II cis-regulatory region sequence-specific DNA binding; DNA-binding transcription factor activity, RNA polymerase II-specific. Lineage: Eukaryota; Metazoa; Chordata; Actinopteri; Osteoglossiformes; Mormyridae. Bases 289 to 1227 code for a protein of 312 amino acids.